ACCGUAGCAAGUGAGCAAGGAAGGACGGGUGGUGCACUGGUGCUUCAGUACUUUCAAACUCCGCAUUAAACCGCCACGAAAACCAUUGUCUUCUAGCUUUUUCUCUGAUAGAUUCUACGACAUGGGUUUAGGAGCUGGUGCGGAGGAGAAGUCGUCGUCGUUUAUGUCCGAGUUCAUUCGGAAGUGCGGUGGCUACGUUGUCAUUGACGGCGGCUUUGCCACGGAGCUCGAACGACACGGGGCUGACCUCAAUGACCCUCUUUGGAGCGCCAAGUGCCUUAUUGAUUCUCCUCAUCUUGUCAGAAGGGUUCACCUAGAUUACCUCAACUCCGGUGCAAAUAUUAUACUAACAGCAUCUUAUCAGGCCACCAUUCAGGGCUUCGAGGCUAAAGGCUUGUCCAGUGAAGAAGCUGAAGCUUUGCUUAGGAAAAGUGUAGAAAUUGCAUGCGAGGCCCGGGAAAUUUACCAUGAAAGGUGCACAAAAGAUUCUUGGGAUUUCAUGGAAAAUGGGACGAGUUCGAGUCGACGUCCAAUUCUAGUUGCAGCUUCUGUGGGCAGCUAUGGAGCUUAUUUAGCUGAUGGUUCUGAGUAUAGCGGAAACUACGGUGACGCAAUUACUUUGGAAACGUUGAAGGAUUUUCACAGAAGAAGGGUGCAGAUUCUGGCAAACUCAGGUGCUGACCUAAUUGCGUUUGAAACAAUCCCAAACAAGUUAGAAGCGAAGGCAUAUGCUGAGCUCCUUGAGGAAGAAGGCAUAGAAAUUCCAGCAUGGUUUUCUUUCAAUUCUAAGGAUGGAGUUAAUGUGGUUAGUGGCGAUCCUAUUUCAGAGUGUGCCUCCAUUGCAGAUUCUUGCAAGCAGGUUGUUGCUGUUGGAAUCAACUGUACCCCUCCUAGAUUUAUCCAUGGACUAAUUACAUCUAUUCAAAAGGUAACAAGUAAACCAAUUCUGGUAUAUCCCAACAGUGGUGAGACUUAUGACGGUCGGGCCAAGCAAUGGGUGAAAUCAAGUGGGGAUGUGGAUGAAGAUUUUGUCUCAUACAUUGGCAAGUGGAGGGAAGCUGGGGCUUCUCUGUUUGGUGGGUGCUGCAGGACUAGCCCCAAAACUAUUAGAGGCAUAGCCAGGGCGCUCCCUAGUAAAAACUAAUGAAGUUACCCCAAGAAGGAAGCGCCUCAAGCACGUUCUCCUACUGUUAAAAAGCUGCCUUUUUCUCUGGUUCCCUUCCUCAUGCAAAGAAGCAGAUAUAGCAAUCUAUUUGUAACCAGAAAAUAAGAAAGGGAGCUGAAUGUUCCACCCGUUGACCGGCAAAAGUAGUGCAAAGAAUGGACAAAACGGAGCUAACAUGUUAGACUUGCAUGACCCAAAGACUGGCAUGUAGUUAACAAUAAGAAGCUAGAACUGGUUUUUUGACUUUUUGCUUCCUUGUCUCAUAAGAUCGAAGAAAUAACAGCAGAAUUGUGGGAAUGGUUAUUUGAGAUUCA
This is a messenger RNA of Alnus glutinosa, 1479 nucleotides long. RefSeq names its product homocysteine S-methyltransferase 3-like. Bases 122 to 1144 code for a protein of 340 amino acids. The transcript has 7 exons. NCBI's taxonomy places the organism in Eukaryota, Viridiplantae, Streptophyta, Magnoliopsida, Fagales, Betulaceae. Gene Ontology annotation, molecular function: S-adenosylmethionine-homocysteine S-methyltransferase activity; zinc ion binding. Gene Ontology annotation, biological process: S-methylmethionine cycle. The record is from RefSeq and is a predicted model, not a curated record.